AUGAAUAAUAGUUAUUUUAAUUUUAAUUCAAAUGUAAAAAUUCCUUCAUCUACAACAGAAUUUUUAGAUAAAGGAUAUUGGGAUACAAUGGAAGGCCAGGCUAUAAUAACAGCUAAAAGAUGGGCAAAAGAUAUUUUGAUAAGCUUAACCUCAGUUAUACUUCUUGUCACAAUAAUUAUAUCAAUCUCCUGUAUAAGAGCAUAUAUCAAAUCACGUAAUGAUGCUUUAACUCAUGAUCCUGAAGAUCGAUGGGUAAAAUCUAUGUGUUUAGAAAGUAAAAUACCAUUAAUGAAUUCACAUUUAUUUGAAGAACAAAAUAAUAUACUGAUAUUAAAAGUUAGUGAAAAUGAUGAUGUUAAAGAUUUGUUAGAUAAUAUGAAAAAAAUUGAAAGCAAUCAUAAAAAUGGGACUGUUGUAGAAUUGACAACUGAAAUUGAACGGUAA
Molecule: messenger RNA, 444 nt
Organism: Strongyloides ratti
Lineage: Eukaryota; Metazoa; Nematoda; Chromadorea; Rhabditida; Strongyloididae
Exons: 2
Coding region: 1-444 (147 amino acids)
Source: RefSeq, a predicted model, not a curated record